Molecule: messenger RNA, 1169 nt
Organism: Limanda limanda (common dab)
Lineage: Eukaryota; Metazoa; Chordata; Actinopteri; Pleuronectiformes; Pleuronectidae
Gene: bnip4
Product: BCL2 interacting protein 4
Exons: 6
Coding region: 91-648 (185 amino acids)
Biological process (GO): mitochondrial outer membrane permeabilization; positive regulation of apoptotic process
Cellular component (GO): mitochondrial envelope; mitochondrial outer membrane; nucleus
Source: RefSeq, a predicted model, not a curated record
GCUCUUCCAGCUACUUCGCGCAGGUUUCGCCAGAGUUCACGAAGAAGAAGCUGCGCAAACAGUGCGGAGCCGCCACGUCCCACCUGCGACAUGUCGUCCGAGGAGGCUUUACAAGGUUCCUGGGUCGAGCUGCAUUUCAGUGGAAACGUCUCCCAAAGCUCAAGUCACCACGGAAGUCAGGAGCAGAUCCCCACGUCAGGCCUGGAGGGUGACGUGGAGAAAAUGCUGCUGGACGCACAACACGAGUCGGGGAGGAGCAGCUCCAGGGGGAGCUCCAAGUGCAACAGCCCACUCAGAGCACAGACCCCACUUGUCCUGUGGAGGGGCUCAGAGGGAAACAGCUCACAGUCAGAUGAAGACUUCCAAGAAACAAGUCGGGAAGUAGAGAAUCUGAUGAAGAAAAACGCUGAUUGGAUCUGGGACUGGUCGAGUAGACCUGAGAACAAUCCACCCAAGGAGUUCCUGCUGAAGCACACUAAGCACUCGACCCCUCUCAGCAUCAGGAACACCAGCGUCAUGAAGAAGGGAGGAAUCCUCUCCGCUGACUUUCUGAAGCUUUUCAUUCCCUCAUUAAUCAUUUCUCACAUACUUGCUGUUGGCCUAGGGAUAUACAUUGGGAAGCGUAUCACCUCCCACAACACCUACUAAGUAGAAGUGUGGGGUCACCUUGAUGUGACCAUCUUGGCAUGCCUUCAAAUGGGAGCUUUUGGAAGAUCUAGGGAGAUGUGGCCGAGUGAAUUGAAAGCCUCAUGCGGCCCCUUGGAGAGUAAAGGAUCUGUCUUUGCUGUCUGUGGCUUCUGACACCUGAACACAACACUGACCAAUCAUCUGCCGCUUGCUGGUCGUCCCUUGUCCCGACCUGGAGACGACUGCUGCUUCUUGCUCUCUAAAUCUGAAAGUUAGGGAACUGAUAUAUAUUGUUUGCAAUUGUCUUUUUUUUCUUACUGCAAUAAGAAUUCACUUGAGGAGGAAUUUUCAUUUAAAAUUUUCCGAUCAUGGUGUGGAUAAACAUGUUUUUUUUUAUUAGCUCAGAGUUUGAGGGACAGAGCUUUGAUCGAUUGCUCAAAUCAUGCGACUGUAAACUGCAGAAAAUCAAAUGUUAACUUUCUACGCACAACUGUGGUCCAUUUUGUUCAACCUCCACAAUAAAAGCAGGAAACACACAUGUA